AAUAAUAUUCAACGUAAAAAAGUUGAAAUAGAAUUUAAAGAAGAGAUAGAAAUGCUUUACAAUAAUUUUGAAAAUAGAAAAUUUAUUCCAAAUAAUGAUUCAUUUUCUAAUUAUCAAUUAAGUGGGGAUUCAGUGAAGACUAUUGUAUUAAAUUCACUUAAAUUGGCUAUUGGAAAUUCAUUUUCACAAAUUACUGAUUAUGAAAUUUCAUUUUAUGCUCUCGGUUUAGACUCUUUAUCUGCAACAAAAUUAAGAGGUAUUCUUCAAAACCAAUUUUCAGGUAUCAAACUUCCUCAUAAUAUAAUUUUUGAGCAUAAUACAGUUCAAAGUCUUACAAAUUAUUUGAAAGAGGAAUUAUCGAAAAAUUGCAUUUCACAAAAUAAUAAUAAAGAUGAUUAUAGUUUUCCUUACUUUAAUGGAAUUGACGAAGCUGUAAAUGAAAAAGAUGAAAUUAUAAAUGGUGAAACGGUUCUUAUAACAGGUGUUACUGGAUCUCUUGGUUCUUUCAUUCUUCGAGAUUUAUUAAAAAAUCCAAAUGUACAUAAAGUUUAUUGUUUAGUGAGAGCAUCAGAUGAAAAUCAUGGAUGCUCUCGAUUAGAAGAUUCAUUCAAACAGCGUCAUUUAGAUACUUCAUUAUUAUUUAAAGAUCAUGUUAUUAUAUUACCAUGUGAUUUAGGAGAUUCGAAAUUUGGACUAACUGAAAAUAUUUAUUCAAAACUGGUCCAUGAAGUAACACAAAUUUAUCACGUUGCUUGGAGAUUAGACUUUAAUAAUAAAAUUGAGUACACUAUUAGAUCAAAAACAAAUGUUAAAGAGGAUGAGUUACCUGGUGAUAUUUCGAAUGCAAUGCUUAAUGGUUACGGGUUAUCAAAAUUCAUUACUGAACAU
Messenger RNA from Dentiscutata erythropus, 888 nucleotides. NCBI's taxonomy places the organism in Eukaryota, Fungi, Glomeromycota, Glomeromycetes, Diversisporales, Gigasporaceae. The record is from the annotation of a GenBank genome assembly.